Sardina pilchardus (European sardine) is the source of this 5714-nucleotide messenger RNA. RefSeq names its product A disintegrin and metalloproteinase with thrombospondin motifs 20. The transcript is spliced from 42 exons. Gene Ontology annotation, molecular function: zinc ion binding; metalloendopeptidase activity. Gene Ontology annotation, cellular component: extracellular matrix. The record is from RefSeq and is a predicted model, not a curated record. Bases 9 to 5714 code for a protein of 1901 amino acids. Gene Ontology annotation, biological process: proteolysis; extracellular matrix organization. NCBI's taxonomy places the organism in Eukaryota, Metazoa, Chordata, Actinopteri, Clupeiformes, Clupeidae.
UUGGACUAAUGUGGCAUCUAUCAGCACUCGUCCGAAACUCGCGAACAUACCAAUUGCAUCCUAAGCAAGAAAGUUUCAUCAAACAGCUGUCAUCUUAUGAAAUUAUCACCCCUCUCCGCAUUAACGAUUUUGGAGAGUCGUUCCCUCAUAAACUACACUACAAACGGAAGCGCAGAAGUACGGAUGCGGACUUGACGGGUUUGAGGGCUCAUUAUAGAAUAGACGCCUUCGGACAGCGAUUCCAUCUCAACCUAACGGCGGAUUCGGGAUUUAUAGCUCCCUCUUACACCGUGACACAUUUAGGACUGGAGCACAGGAACGACUCCAACACAGACUUCAAUGAUAUGCGCCACUGUUUCUUCAGCGGACAUGUCAACUCCAAAACGGAAUUCCAAGCAGUCUUCAGUUUGUGCACUGGUCUUAUUGGAACGUUUAUGACCCACAAUGGGGAGUAUUUCUUAGAGCCUCUGAUACAAGCAGAUGGAGGAGAAUACGAAGAGGAGCACAACAAACCUCACCUCGUGUACAAACACGAGAGGAAGAGGAGCGACCCAGCCAGUAGCGACUCCAAACCUUGCGCAGCUUCAGAGGGAGAGAUAGAGAGAGAGAGACUACCCUUUCAUAACCAUAGUUCGGUGUGUGAGGUGAAAAACGUACGGGAAUCAGUGUCUCUUCAUCACUCCUCCUCCUCCUCCUCCUCCUCGUCGCUAUCCUACGCUAACGCCAGCCACGCGGCCCCCCACUCGCGGCGGAAGCGUUUCCUGUCCUACCCGCGCUUUGUGGAGCUCAUGGUGACCGCCGACACCAAGAUGGUCCGACACCACGGCCGCGACUUAGAGCACUACAUCCUAACAAUCAUGUCAGUAGUCUCUGCCAUCUACAGAGAUCCCAGCGUGGGGAACCUCAUCAACAUCCUGGUGGUGAAGUUAAUCGUCCUUCACAGUGACCAGGAGGGUCCGUCCAUCAGCUUCAACGCCGCCAACACCCUGCACAACUUCUGCGUGUGGCAGCAGAGCCAGAACGUGCCGGACGACAACCACCCGUCCCACCACGACACGGCGCUCCUCAUCACCAGGGAGGACAUAUGCCGGGCGAAGGACAAGUGUGACACGCUGGGGCUGGCCGAGCUGGGGACCAUGUGUGACCCGUACCGGAGCUGCUCCAUCAGCGAGGAGAACGGCCUGAGCGCCUCCUUCACCAUCGCACACGAGCUCGGCCACGUCUUCAACAUGCCCCACGACGACUACCCAAAAUGCAUGGAGGGGGGCAUCAAGCACCAGUACCACGUCAUGGCGCCGGUGCUGAACUACGACACCAGCCCGUGGUCCUGGUCCAAAUGCAGCCGCAAGUACAUCACAGAGUUUCUGGACACUGGAUAUGGAGAAUGUCUGCUGGAUGAGCCUGUUGGCAGAACAUACAACCUCCCUACCCAGCUCCCAGGCCAGCUCUAUGAUGCCAAUCGACAGUGUGAGCUCAUGUUUGGAUCAGGAUCCAGAAUUUGCCCCUUUAUGAAACCAUGCAAGCGGCUGUGGUGCACCAGUGCUGAGGGGGAUCAUAAAGGCUGUCGGACGCAACACAUGCCCCUGGCGGAUGGCACUGAUUGUGGACAUGGCAUGUACUGCAGGCACGGGAUGUGUGUGAAUCGUGAGCUGGACAUCAGGCCUGUGGACGGCGAGUGGGGCCCCUGGGGGCCCUACAGCGUGUGCUCCAGAACCUGUGGAGGAGGAACCAAGAGCACGGCCAGAGACUGCAACACACCCGAGCCCCGGAACGGCGGGAAGUUCUGCGUGGGGCGGCGGAUGAAAUUCCGCUCGUGCAACACGGUGCCGUGUCCGCGGGGUCGGAAGGACUUCCGCGAGGAGCAGUGCUCGCAUUUCGACGGCCGCCACUUCAACAUGAACGGCCUGCCCCCCACCGUGCGCUGGGUCCCCAAGUACAGUGGCAUUCUUAUGAAGGAUCGGUGCAAGUUGUUCUGCCGCGUCGCAGGGACAAUGGCUUAUUAUCAGCUGAAAGACAGAGUCAUCGACGGGACGCCUUGUGGUCCAGAAACAUACGACAUCUGUGUGCAAGGCCUCUGCAGGCAAGCCGGAUGUGACCACGUCCUCAACUCCAAGGCGAGGAACGACAAGUGUGGCGUGUGUGGAGGGGACAAUUCCUCCUGCAAAACCCUGGCUGGCACUUUCAACAACGCCCAGUAUGGUUAUAAUAUAGUGGUGCGCAUUCCUGCUGGGGCGACCAACAUCGACAUAAAGCAGGUCAGCUUCUCCGGGACGCCUGAAGACAACAACUACCUCGCCCUGUCCGACGGCCAGUCCAACUUUCUUUUGAACGGUAACUUUGUGGUGGCCAUGUUCAAGAGGGAGGUGAGCUUCAAAGGGACGGCCAUCGAGUACAGCGGCUCCAACACGACGACGGAGCGCAUCAACUGCACCGAGCGCCUCGAGGCUGAGCUCAUCCUGCAGGUGCUGUGCGUGGGGGACCUGUACAACCCAGAUGUGCGCUACUCCUUCAACAUUCCCAUCGAGGAGCACCGGGAGCAGUUUGUGUGGGACCCCUCCGGCUCCUGGCAGGAGUGCAGCAGUAUGUGUCAAGGUGAACGGAGGCGCAAAGCGGUGUGUGUGCGGAAGAGCGACCGCUUAGUGGUAUCGGAGCAACGCUGUGAACAUCUGCCCAGGCCUGGCAGCAUUACUGAUCCCUGCAAUACACACUGUGAGCUCAGGUGGCACGUGGCUGGGAAGAGCGAGUGCUCCACGAAGUGUGGGCCAGGCUACCGCACGCUGGAUGUCCAGUGCAUCCGCUACAGCCUGGCCAAGCAGCAGAGCGACCGCGUGGAGAGCAGGUCGUGCGCGGACGUCCCCAAACCCCAGACCAGAGAGCCCUGCCACGGGGACUGUCUGCUGAAGAGCUGGCAGUACAGCGCCUGGUCUCCGUGCUCUAAGAGCUGUGGCAGAGGCGCGCGCUCACGGGAGUCGUACUGCAUGAACAACCUGGGCCGCAGGCUGGUGGACAGAGAGUGCAGUGAGCACCAGAGGCUGGUCACCGAGAGCUGCAAUGACAUGCCCUGCCCUGGAUGGAGCGCCAGCGAGUGGAGCGAGUGUAUGGUGUCGUGUGGUAAGGGCCACAGGCACCGGCAGGUCUACUGUGUGUUGGGGGAGGAGAAGCUGAAUGACCACCACUGUGACGCCGGCUCUAAGCCCUCUCCUGUGGGCAGCUGUGAGCGCCCCGACUGUGCCUCCUGGCAGGUCGGAGUCUGGAGCGCAUGUGCCGUGACUUGUGGCCAUGGUUACCAGAUGCGGGCUGUGCGCUGUGUGUCCGGUCCCUACGGCAACACUGUGGAUGACCGUGAGUGUAAUGCAGCUGCCAGGCCCCGAGACAACCAGGAGUGCGAUCUGCCUGCUUGUCCACGUGCGGCCCCCGUCCUCAGUACAGCGAGGCCUGUAGCCCCUGGUCAGUUCCUCACGCAGUGGAGAUACGGCUCCUGGGCCACGUGUUCGGUGUCCUGUGGGAAGGGCAAGCGUGCCCGCUACGUGAGCUGCCGGGAUGCCCAGGGCGGCGUGGCAGACGAGUCCUACUGUGCCCACCUGCCCCGGCCACCAGAGACGUCCACCUGCUUCAGCCCCUGUGGCCAGUGGAGGGCCGGGGAGUGGUCUCCUUGCUCGGUGACAUGUGGAGUCGGUCAGUCCACCCGCCAGGUGGUGUGCAGCAACUACCACCAGCAGGUGGACGAGUCCUUCUGCCACCCGGAAGAGAGGCCCAGCACUGAGCAGGAGUGUGCGGCCAGCCCCUGUCCCUCCGCCUACCAGCCGCGCUCCAACAACCCGCCCUACUCGCCCCACGACCCAGGCUACCACCCCGGACACAGCGCCUGGAACGUCCCCUCGGCGGCCAACCAGUGGAGGACGGGGCCCUGGGGAGCGUGCUCCAGCACCUGCGAGGGCGGUUUCCAGCGGCGGGUGGUGGUGUGUCAGGACGCUGAGGGCCGCAGCACCAACUACUGCGACGAGCGCGUCAAGCCGGACGAGUCCAAGCGGUGCGACUCCGGACCCUGUCCACUCUGGAAUUACGGCAUCUGGGGCGAGUGCACGCAAACGUGCGGAGGAGGCAGGCGCACCCGCCUGGUGGUGUGCCAGCGACCCAACGGCCAGCGGCUGAACGACCACAACUGUGACGUGCUGGACAAGCCGCCCGACGUGGAGCCCUGCAACCUGCAGCCCUGCCCGGGCAGCGCUUCCUGGCACAGGAGACCGUGGAAGCCGUGCUCUGUGACCUGUGGCAGAGGGACCAAGCAGAGAGACAUCGCCUGUGUGCAGCAGAACCUCACCCAGAUAGAGGACGAGCACUGCAGUCACCUGUCAAGACCCAGGACGGAGAAGGCUUGCAGGGCUGGUGCAUGCCCCAGCUGGAAAGCCAACAGGUGGAGGGAGUGUUCUGUCACUUGUGGAAUCGGAGUGGAGAGCAGAGAGGUGUACUGCCGACUGAAGGGCUCCGGAAGAGUCGCCGCGGAGCUGUGUGAUGCCCGCCUUCGGCCCGCCACCACCCAGCCCUGCCUCUCCCCAGACUGCCACCACUACAUGUGGGCCGCCGAGGAGUGGCACGAUUGCAAUUCAACAUGUGGCGAGGGGACGAGGAGCAGAAACAUCUUGUGUGUGGACACAAGGAUGAACCCCAGUCACAGCAGCAUGUGUGACCCCUUAACAAAGCCUCCACUGCACCAGCCCUGUCACCGCUCUGCCUGCCAGUACAUGUGGAUGACGGGAGCCUGGACACAGUGCUCAGCCAGCUGUGGCGUCGGGUAUCAGCGGAGGAUGGUGUCCUGUUCAGCAGUGACCUCCUCGGCCGACCCACACCCCUACACCGCCCAGGCUCUCUCUGCCCACACCCAGUGCCCAGGGUCCAGGCCUCUGGACACCCAGCAGUGCCAGAUCAGGGAGUGCCCGGCCACCCCUCACUGGAAAGUUGGCCCGUGGAGCAAGUGUUCUCAGACGUGCGGCGCUGGGGUGAUGGAGCGGCGGGUGGAAUGCCUGACCACCAAACACCUCCCCUCCAAGGCCUGCAGCCCCUCCGAGAGGCCCGAGUCUAGGGCCGCCUGCCGCCUGAGAGAAUGUGAGGUGUUCUCAACAUGCCGAGAGGUGCAGAUGAGGGAGGGCUUGAGGAAGGACGGGGAACACUACCUGAAAGUCAAGUCCAGGAUUCUGCAGAUAUAUUGUGCUGAAAUGCACACCAGCUUUCCCAAGGAAUAUAUCACACUUCGCAGUGGCCAGACAGAUAAUUUCUCUGAGAUCUAUGCAUACAGGCUCCAGAACCCCUUUGAAUGUCCGUUCAAUGGCAGCAGACGGCAGGACUGCCAGUGCAGGAACGACUACCCAUCAGCGGGCUACACGCUCUUCAGCAGGGUGCGCCUGGACCUCGGCUCCAUGCGCGUAAUAACCACGGACCUGCAGUUCACCCAGACUGUGCUGGGUAGGCCGGUGCCCUUCGCCACAGCAGGAGACUGUUACAGCGCAGCCAAGUGCCCCCAGGGCCAGUUUAGCAUCAACCUCACCGGAACUGGUCUGAAGGUCGCCGAAGCAACCAAAUGGGUCUCCCAGGGCAACUAUGUCACAGUAAAGGUGCACAGGUCUGAGGAUGGCACCAGAAUCUACGGACGCUGCGGCGGUUUUUGCGGCAAGUGCAUCCCCCACCCGCACUCGGGCCUCCUCGUCCAGGUCCAGUGA